Molecule: messenger RNA, 2290 nt
Organism: Laetiporus sulphureus 93-53
Lineage: Eukaryota; Fungi; Basidiomycota; Agaricomycetes; Polyporales; Laetiporaceae
Exons: 8
Coding region: 272-2230 (652 amino acids)
Source: RefSeq, a predicted model, not a curated record
AGAUUCAGACAAGGCAGUGCGCCAAAUCACCAAGGAACCGAGCGUACAGUCUAGCCUUCUCCUUUCUGACGAGCACUCUCGUUCACAAACUCAUCACGACUCCCCACGUCUCCUCGCAGCCUCGUCGUCGAACGGGAAAGAAAACAGCCGGAUCCCCAUCCGCAAGAAGAACGCAAAGACGCCCGUGAAGCCGCUGGGAAGUGGCCUGCCUAGCUCCACACGUCCUCUGACACAGAAGACCAUCCACGGUCCACUCGCUGAGCAGCCUUCCAUGCGUGCCAAGGCCAACAACGGCAUGGAAGCUCGCAGCCACAUCGUGCUCAAAGACAUCACGCCAGUAAAUAAAAAUGUGGCCAAACCGUCCUCGAUCCCCAGGAACACCGCCAGCGCAAAGGAAGGCCUAUCGGACUCGGUUCGCCUCAGGAUGCAAGAAUGCGAGCGGGAGCGAGAGCGGCUGAGGGCGAUGCAACGGGACGAGGAGAAAAAGAACGUAACGGAGCCGGAAUCCCAAAGGCGAGAACGCCAGAUUAGACGCCCCGAGGACAAUCUCCUGCUGCAAGAGUUGUUCGUACGUGACGAAGAUGAACACGUCCAAGCAGAGCUUGUAGGAGCCGGGGACCAAAGCCAACAAGAUUCAAGGGAAAUAAAAGGCGCCCAGUCCUUAGAGUACGAUGCAGAUCGAGCCGCAUCCACGACGUGCGAGGACGGUCUUUCUACAAUCGGAGCCGUUGAGUCUGCAGAAGGACCAGGCACAUCGCUCUCAGACAAAUCAACGAGAGACUCGAGCUUGAGUCUCCUCAAGCAGAGCCUGAAGUUGUCACUCCGUAGGGCCAUAGCGCCGUCCAAGGCCUCAAUGAAGGCUUUGAGACUACGUGAUGCAACUAGCUGCUUGCCUUCUCAGCCGGACAAUGAAGUGUAUUCGUCCCUAUCGAAUAUGCGUGACGCCCCGAAAUUCGCGCAAUCAGCAUCCACAAGCCACCUUGAUCGCAUGACCAGUUGGAUACGCAGCGUUGAAAAGGUGGUAGAAGAUGCGCGACAGAAAUUCGCCGUCUACCCAAAUAACGCUGUUCCACUUCUGUCUCUUCCCAUUGCGCCUACCUCGAGGCGCACUUCGAUUACCCGCUCUGCCCCAUUACUGCGCACGCCUCGCAAUAUUCCCGCGGUCAACACGAUCUUUAUCCACCAGCAGCAUGAGGUGCACACGACGCCUCUGGAACAGCCGAGUCCCACGACCGCUAGCUUCUGUGAACGAGCAAAUAGUGUGUCCGUGGUAUAUUCUACGAAUGAUCGAUGCAGCACGCCUCCCACGAGUCUUCCCAACUCUCCGUGCUCUAUCGUCGCUUAUCAGAACGAUGACUUGCCCGAGAGCGUUCCUGGAAGACGGCGAGUAGCCUCAGAGAAUCUUAUGUCCAGACCAGCCUUCGCAGGGAUCCAUUUGGACGCCUACUCCGACUCCCUAUCCAAGCGUAGGGAGAGGUCAAGAUCACAGAAUGACCUUGCCGCUCCUAUCACUCCGGUGAGCAAACUGGAACUCGAGAUCGAAAAACUUGCCACGAACCCUCGUCCUCGCCGGCUUUCCGAGGUAGUCGACAGGAAUGUAUUCAUUGCCUCUUCGUCUAAGGCUAUUCUGCAAAAUUCGGAUACGCCACAUCAUGUCGAUUCAUCGAACUCCCUUCAUCCACCUGCAACCUUUCGAACAGAUGCUGCUAACGGGCAUGAUGAUGAGAACCCCGAAUGCUCCCAUGCGUCGACGGUUGAGGAACGUCAGCCCUAUCAUACUUGGUCGAUCAAGGACACAUCAUCACCAAUCUCUAGGCAGAGCCAGCAGCUUGUGUCUCCAGACGCCACAUCUAAGCUGACAACGCCCCCACCGCAUUCCAGCGGCCGCUGUUGGGGGUCUGGCUCCGCAGAGCAUAGUAUCUCGACUAUGUACCCAAGCAAUCGAAACUCUGUCAACCUCGAUACCCCGGGCAAAAAAGUUGCUAUCAUGAUGCGGAAAGCUUUCAAGGCAAUAACCCUCGGGAAGUCUGGAGUUGGAAUGUCAGCGCCUACCUUGCCUUCGGACUCGGACUGUUUUCACACUUUGUCUGCGCAUGCUUGCUAUCGUUGUCGUGGAUUGGUUUUAUUUAAUGCUGUCUGUGUUCUCGAUUGCCUUGACAGCCCUGUACUGAUGCUUCUUUCACUCCGAAUCCGAUUUCCAUUUACGUAUAAGAAUGAUGGUAGAGGAUAGAGGAAUAUCAUUCAGAGGUAAUCUGCCGUCGGCUAGCAAUAAUGUACAGCGAGCAAAGUC